Molecule: messenger RNA, 874 nt
Organism: Arabidopsis arenosa
Lineage: Eukaryota; Viridiplantae; Streptophyta; Magnoliopsida; Brassicales; Brassicaceae
Source: the annotation of a GenBank genome assembly
CUCGACUCUAUUUUGCGUAAAAGACUUUUCUUCUUUCAGAAGUUUCCUUCUCUUCUAUUUUAAUCUUCUUUCUUACUUGGAGAUUCACGAGUUUGUCGGAUCGAUCCAUUUUAACUCGGAUCCAUGACUACGACUAGGCGAAAAAGCACACACUGGUGUAAUACUUGUAGACGAGGAAUCCAUCUUCAAGGAGAAGGCAGAAGAGGAGGAGCUUGCAUUUACUGUGGUAACACCUUUCUUGAAAGGCUCUAUGAGAAUGUGGAACUAAGCCCUUUUGAUUUAUUCGGAUUAGCCUUUGAAGAAGCUCGUAACCGUCCCAACAACAGAAGAUCGGUUCUUGGAGACCAACUAAGUUUUGAAGAGUUGUUUAACCGGCUCCCAGCACAAGACCGUCGUGGUCCUCCUCCAGCUUCACUAGCCGCGAUUAACUCAUUGCAAAAGAUCAAAAUCAGGCAGAAGCAUCUCGGUUUGGAUCCAUAUUGUCCGGUUUGCCAAGACCAGUUUGAAAUCGGAUCGGAUGCAAGAAAGAUGCCGUGUAAACAUAUCUACCAUUCGGAAUGUAUACUCCCGUGGUUAGUCCAACGUAAUACUUGCCCCGUCUGCCGCAAAGAACUACCACAAGACCGGAGUAAUGGCCGGAAAAAUCCAUUGUGGCAUCUGUGGCCGUUCAGGUCCUCUGGUUUGGCCUCAAACCACAAUGGAUUACCUUUCCAUUGAGAUGCUUUUGAAUCAUUCCAUGUAGUGUAUAUAAAUGUCAUUUUAUUUUAUCUAAAAUUGUUGGUUUUUCAAUAUUUUGGCAUGUACAAAGGGUUUUUUGUAGCUUACUAUACGAUUUGUAGUCUUAUGUACUAAUGUAUAAAAUAUUAUUUAUCAG